GACACACACACACAAACAGUGAAACCCAAAGACCCAGAGAAGCAGCAGCGUAUAUGGCUCGUCGGGAGGGCCGCGAUUCCGACUCCAAGCGACACCGUUCCAGGUUCGACCGAGAACCCAGUCCUAAGAGGUCUAGGAGGGAUGGAAAACCAGAAACGGAGAGAGUACCCGGCAACACUGAUUUGGAUGUUGGAGACCGCACAGACCGGGAUCAAAAGCACCGUCAUCGGCUGCAAGACGCAUCACCUCUCGAGGCCCCAUCCGCACCUGAUUCUAAGCCAGAAAAUGGGGUUGUGAGCAAAGAAUCUGAGAAGAAACCCAAUGAGCAUCGUGAAGGACCAAAAAUCUCUUCUAAUACAUCGGAAGUACCUCGGUCUCGAUCUUAUUUUCAGCACAAUGAACGUGGUAAUGCUUUACAAGUUGGUCGAAGCAUUGGUCGCAGAGCUACUAGUGAGCGCGGAUGGAGGGAUUCAAAGGAUGACGAAAGGGCAGCAAACAAGACAACUUAUAAUGCACAGCGAAGAGAUGAGAAAUUACAGGCUAAGCAGGAUGACAACAGUGUCUGGCGCCAUGAUCGUUUCCUUGAAAAAGAUGAUCUACCUCCACUUGCAAAGAAAAGACCCGCAUUUCAGGAGAAGAAGAUUGCGGUGGAUUUUGAAAAUGCUAAGAAAGCAGAAACAGAGAUGGUAAAAUCAAGCCAUGCUGACUACUAUGUGGAAGGAAGCGAAAGAAGGGAGGAAAGAGGUCGCAACCCCCGCCAUUUGGACUGGCCUGAGAAGCCCUCAGUCGGAGACAGAUUACCACCAAAGUGGGGAGAAGCACAUAGGGAUGGCUUUCUGUCCAGAGAAAGGUACGGCAGUGGCGGUGGCGGUGGCGGUGGAAAUUACAGGGGAAGAGAUAGAAUCAAUGGAAGACAAGGGUAUCGUACUGGGGGGCCACGUGUUGAGAAGUGGAAACAUGAUUUGUAUAAUGCAAGUGGAAGUCCGACCCCAAAAAAUGAAGAUGAUCAAAUUGCAAAGCUGGAAGCACUCUUGACUUCGUAGGGAGUAGUCAGGUUUUUGAUCUGCAUGUGCGAUGUCUAAUAUGUUUGUCAAGGUUUGAGAUUUCACCAAAUAUUUUGCUUAUUCAGGACAUCUCAAGAGCAGGGUUGGUUUAUUGUUUCUUUUCACGAAUUUUACCGUUUGUGUCACCUACCUAAUUCAAUCUCCGCUCUGUUUACUGUUAA
Messenger RNA from Corylus avellana, 1225 nucleotides. RefSeq names its product cyclin-like protein. The record is from RefSeq and is a predicted model, not a curated record. Lineage: Eukaryota; Viridiplantae; Streptophyta; Magnoliopsida; Fagales; Betulaceae.